Molecule: messenger RNA, 2176 nt
Organism: Clupea harengus (Atlantic herring)
Lineage: Eukaryota; Metazoa; Chordata; Actinopteri; Clupeiformes; Clupeidae
Gene: perp
Product: p53 apoptosis effector related to pmp22
Biological process (GO): cell-cell adhesion
Cellular component (GO): membrane; cell-cell junction
Source: RefSeq, a predicted model, not a curated record
CUACAGGUUUGUGAGCAGGUUUUCAAUGCGAGGAUCAAGUUACGCAUUUGGGUGGAGUAGCCUAGUUUAUAAACAGUCGAGUUCUAGUGUGAUCUACAAGGAGUGAAUUAAGUCACAGGAACAUAGGAGUUCCAGGACCCGAACUGUAGUCAAAGGUGUUUUUCUUUAGCUGAAAUUAAAUCAUGUUUCGUUGCGGGAUUGCGUACCCACGAUGCAGGUGGAUCUUGCCUCUGCUUUUGCUUUUUGCCAUCAUUUUUGACAUUAUUGCGAUCGCAGCCACGUCCGGAUGGGUCGAAGACGAGGACGCAAAGUCUCAUUACGCAAAUAUGUGGACACAUUGGCGAGGCAGGAAUGAGGAUUGGAUCGGCAAGUCGCUGAUGGAAUACUCGUGGGCCCAGGCAGUGGCGGCUCUGAUGAUCAUCGGGCUCAUCCUCCUCAUCAUCGCCUUCAUCGUCUCCUGUGUCGCCCUCUGUUGCACACUCAACCUCAGCCUGACACCUGUUGUUGGUGGCCUCGUCAUCCUCACAGUCAUCCUGCAGAUCAUCGCCCUCAUCAUCUAUCCUGUCAAGUUUAACGAAGUGCUCAUCUUUGAGGGUCACUAUGACUACACCUGGGCAUACGGCUUUGGCUGGGGCGCCACCAUCCUGGCCAUGGGUUGCGGCAUCCUCUUCUGCUGCCUGCCGCGCUACGAGGACGAGUUGAGCGGCCUGGCCAAGACAAAAUAUAUCUACUCUUCCGCCUAAACACACCACACACUCACACUCUCUGGUAUCAACCUAUGAGAGAUGAGAUAGAUAUACAUUUUAUGGUGGAGACUUUUUGAAAACACUGACAGAUUAAAAACAGGGCUAAUCGGUUCUAAGCGGAGCAUCUCCUUGGCCAUGUUGAUUUCUAUCUUUCCUGUUUCUGUUGUUUUUUGUCCUUUGUUUGCCCUUCAUAAGAAAGACUAAUCUCUGUACAGGACCUGACCAAAAAGAAUAGUCUAUAGGUUGUGUUAUCUGUUCCGUUAGCCUCGGGUUCUGCGUGUUUGAUGUAAUUUGUGUGUAGAGGAGGUUGGAAACUUAGAACCAUGUAAUUGUUCGGCACUCUUUGCCCUUUGUUAAUUAAAUGUCCCAAUUCACCCAUUUCACUUAAAGCCACACUUGCUCUGUCAUACAUCAACUGAAAUAGCUCUGAAAGUGCAUUUGAAAACCUUUCCAUCAAAUGAAGUGAAGAUUGUCAGUUUAUACAUUGCAAAGCUGGCACACUUGGUGUGCUGUGUGUUUGUUAUGUAUUAAUAUGAUCGUGUGAGAAGAACUUCUUAAUGCCACUAAAAGAAAUAGAAAAAUAUAUAUCUAAAUAGGUUUAAAUAUAAACCUUAUGUGCUGUCUAUAUCCAUCGAAUGCUUUAAGAUGGCUUUCAAAAGCUUUUUACUAAUCCCAAUGGCCCAUUCGAUCUUAGUAUAUGUCAUUGAAAUAUAUAAAGCUGCAAGAAAAAAAUAACUAAUCCUGCAGAUGAAUGUAUAUAUUUCUCAAAGAAAAACUAUAUUUUUUCCAGAGGAUAAUCGUAAUUGAAUUGAAAGGGAGGAUUUGGAAUUCUAUACUAUGCAAUACUCUUCACUGUUUUCACUGUUCUCAGUGUGUGUGUGUAUCUCUGUGUGUGUGUUCGGUGUUUUUUGUGGCUGUUGUUACACUCUGACUAUCCAUUAUUGCACAAAAUGAGUUUAAAGAAGAGUUCAAAGUCAAAGUGUUCAAUUUUGUACUUCACUUGUUUUUAUGACAUUCAUCAUUUAUGAAUGCAGAUUUUGUGACACUGCUACAGAGGGAAAGAAACAACUGAAGUGGUGUCCUUCCUCCAAAUGUCACUUAAACACACUCACUUUUUUGUCCAAACGAGUUGUCCAGUUUACAGCUUAGUCUGGUAAGAAACUGGCCUUGAUUGGACUCAGUUUAAUGGAUCCACACAGGAUUGGAACCUGAUCUGCUCUAGAGCCCUUGCUAUCUGUACUUUACCCAGCUAUAGUAAUAUCUGUGCCUUAUGUACAGUAGUAUCUCCAAUCUGCUGUUGAAUAUCAAAUUCUAAAACCAGAAUUUCAGAUAUGUAUUACAAUGUACUUUUAAACAAGAUAUUGGCAUAACUGUUUCAUAACCGAGUUUUAUGUAUUUUUUAUGCAAUAAAAAAGUCUUUCAGACAUUCA